This is a messenger RNA of Asparagus officinalis (garden asparagus), 1656 nucleotides long. Its product is annotated as FT-interacting protein 1-like. The record is from RefSeq and is a predicted model, not a curated record. NCBI's taxonomy places the organism in Eukaryota, Viridiplantae, Streptophyta, Magnoliopsida, Asparagales, Asparagaceae.
AUGAAUGCAGAGGCAGGGGAUGAACCGCCGCAGAGCGAGUACGGGCUGAUCGAGACGAGCACCGCCGAUGCGCCGGUCGAAUCCGGGCACCGGUCGGGCGACAAGAUUUCGUACUACGACCUCGUCGAACAAAUGCACUACCUUUACGUCAACGUCGUGAAGGCCCGGGAUCUUCCCGCCAUGGACAUCACCGGCAGCCUCGACCCCUACGCCGAGGUCAAGCUCGGCAACUACAAGGGCACGACCCGGCAUCUCGAGAAAAACCAGAACCCUGUUUGGCGCCAAAUCUUCGCCUUCUCCCGAGAAAAGCUUCAGGCCAAUUUCGUGGAGGUCACCGUCAAAGACAAGGAUUUGGUUAAAGAUGAUUUCGUCGGGAAAGUUGUGAUGAACAUUUCGGACUUGCCUCUUCGGGUCCCGCCCGAUGGCCCGCUAGCUCCGCAGUGGUACAAGCUCGAAGACAGGAAAGGGGAUAAGCUAACCCACGGCGAGAUCAUGCUCGCUGUUUGGAUCGGGACUCAGGCCGACGAGGCGUUCCCUGAGGCUUGGCAUUCCGACGCUCACUCGAUUGGAUUGCAGGGACUGAACCAGACUCGAUCCAAGGUCUACUUCUCCCCGAAGCUCUGUUACUUGCGUGUCACCGUCAUCGAAGCUCAGGACCUCGUUCCGUCGGAGAGGAAUCGGAUCCCCGAACCGGUUGUUAAGAUCCAGUUAGGGAACCAGAUCCAGGCGACCGGAGUUUCUAGAUCCGUUAACCCGGUUUGGAACCAUGACUUUUUGUUUGUCGCGGCUGAGCCUUACGAUGAGCCGUUGAUAAUAUCGGUCGAGGAUCGGGUUGGGCCGAAUAAGGCCGAAUUACUGGGCAGGCUGCUUUUUCCGGUGAUGGCCGCUUUUAAGAGGACUGACAUUAACAAGGCUGUCGAAGGCCGGUGGCUGAAUUUGGUUGAGCCGAGAUUGGCCGAAGAAGGGGACUUCAAGAAGAAAGAGUCCAGGUUUUCAAGCAAAAUUCACUUGAGAAUCUCUCUUGAAACGGGGUACCAUGUCCUCGACGAAUCGACGCAUUAUAGCUCCGACCUUCAACCGUCCAACAAGCUACUAAGAAAGCCUAGUAUCGGAUUCCUUGAGCUCGGAAUUCUCAGCGCCCGCAAUCUCAUGCCGAUGAAGGCGAAGGAAGGGCGAACAACCGACGCAUACUGUGUCGCAAAGUACGGGUCCAAAUGGGUUCGGACACGUACGUUGCUCGACACCUUGAACCCGAGAUGGAACGAGCAAUACACUUGGCAGGUGUUUGAUCCUUGUACUGUGAUCACAAUCGGAGUCUUCGACAACUGCCAUGUCAUGGGAAAUAACGGUAAUGCUCGGGAUCAGAGGAUCGGAAAAGUCCGAAUUCGACUAUCUACACUCGAAACCGAUCGAGUCUACACACAUCUCCACCCGCUGCUCGUCCUCCAACCCUCCGGUCUUAAAAAGACCGGCGAGCUUCACCUAGCGGUCCGAUUCACCUGCACAGCUUUUGUCAACAUGGUGACCCUCUACACCAAACCGUUACUCCCCAAAAUGCACUACGUUCAACCAAUCUCAGUCAUUCAACUCGACAGACUCCGUCACCAAGCGAUGCAAAUUAAUCUACCUGAAGAGAAAAAAGAUUUUGACAGCUAG